GCAUGAGUACUGCUUUAUACUGUUUAGACAAGCUUUACAGUGCGCGCGUUGGAAACUAACACUCGACCCUCUCUGCUUUCACGUCAGUCACUAAUUAGGCCCGCGGGCACUGAGAGGCGAGGCGGAAGGCUGUCGGACAAACUGUAAACUUAGUCCAAAGCGACUAAAGUCCCCAAACUCACAGGCUGAAGAGGCUUCAAACGCAAACGCUUCAUCCUUUCUGGCUGUUUCAAGGAAGGAUACGCUGCUGGACAUGUAAAUUUAAAGGAGAUACUUGCCAAGCACAACAAUGAAACCAACGACUGUCCUGUGCUGCUUCGGCUUUCUCCUGACUUGCCUCUUGGUCGGGUCGAGCUCUUCACAAUCAGUAUGUGCUGGUACAGAGAACAAGCUGAGCACCCUGUCGGACCUGGAACAGCAGUACCGGACCCUGAGGAAAUACUACGAGAACUGUGAAGUCGUAAUGGGCAAUCUCGAGAUCACAAGCAUCGACCGCAGUCGGGACCUGACCUUCCUCAGAUCCAUCCGAGAAGUGACAGGCUAUGUGUUGGUGGCCCUGAACCAGUUUGACUACCUGCCUUUGGAGAACUUGAGGAUCAUCCGAGGGACCAAGCUGUACGAGGAUCGCUACUCCCUCGCGAUCUUCCUCAACUACAGACGUGAUGGGAACUUCGGCCUGCGCCAACUGGGCCUGAAAAACCUCACAGAGAUCCUGAGUGGAGGCGUGUAUGUUGACCAGAACAAGUUCCUGUGCCAUGCAGACACAAUCCAUUGGCAGGACAUUGUCAAAAACCCUCGGCUCCAUGAUGUGGUGGUGCCCACAAACAGCAGUGUCACAUGUCAGAAGUGCCAUCGUUCCUGUAAUGGUCGUUGCUGGGGACCCAAAGAGGACCAGUGUCAGAGCUUAACUAAGACAGUGUGUGCCGAGCAGUGUGACGGACGUUGCUUUGGUCCCUAUGUUAGUGACUGCUGCCAUCGUGAGUGUGCAGGUGGCUGCUAUGGGCCAAAGGACACAGACUGCUUUGCCUGCACCAACUUCAAUGACAGUGGGGCAUGUGUGACCCAGUGCCCCCAGCCCUUCGUCUACAACCCCACCACCUUCCAACUGGAACACAACCCCAGGGCGAAGUACACCUAUGGAGCCUUCUGCGUCAAGAAGUGCCCACAUAACUUUGUGGUGGACCAUAGCUCCUGUGUGAGAGCGUGCCCCAGCAACAAGAUGGAGGUGGAGGAGAACCGCAUUAAGAUGUGCAUUCCUUGUACUGACAUCUGCCCAAAAGCGUGUGACGGCAUCGGUACAGCCAGCCUACAGUCGGCUCAGACAGUGGACUCCAGCAACAUCGACAAGUUUGUCAACUGCACCAAAAUCAACGGCAACCUGGUGUUCCUCAUCACUGGGAUCAAAGGGGAUGUCUAUCACAACAUUGAAGCUUUGGACCCAGAAAAACUCAAUGUAUUCCGCACCGUACGGGAAAUCACAGGCUUUCUGAACAUCCAGUCCUGGCCUGACAACAUGACAGAUCUGAGUGUGUUCUCCAACCUGGUAACUAUUGGGGGAAGAGCGCUGUACAGCGGGAUCUCCCUGCUGGUGUUGAAGCAGCAGGGCAUCUCAUCACUGCAACUCCAGUCCCUGAAAGAGAUCAGCGCUGGGAAUGUCCACAUCGCAGAGAACAGCCAGCUUUGCUACUACAACACCGUCAACUGGACAAGAUUGUUCCGUGCUGCAAACCAGAAGGUUCUGGUCCGCAACAACCAAAGCCCACAGAAGUGCACCAAGGAUCGCAUGGUGUGUGACUCGCUGUGUUCGGAUGCAGGGUGUUGGGGUCCUGGCCCAGACCAGUGCCUGUCCUGCAGAUACUUCAGCCGUGGACGUACCUGCGUGGAUAUUUGCAACCUUUAUGAAGGGGAUAUCCGAGAAUAUGCAAACGGGUCAGUGUGUGUGGAGUGUGAUGCCCAGUGUGAGCGAGCUGACGAUGACUCUUUGACCUGCAACGGUGCGGGCCCAGAGCAUUGUGUGAAAUGCCUCCAUUUUAAAGACGGUCCUAAUUGUGUGGAGAAGUGUCCCGAUGGCCUGCAAGGUGCCAACAGCUUCAUCUUCAAGUACGCAGAAGCCAACAACGAAUGCCAUCCCUGCCAUGCCAACUGCACCCAGGGGUGCAUUGGACCAAGACUGCAAGACUGUAUUGGUUGGAUGGACAGAACCCCUCUGAUCGCAGCAGGAGUGAUUGGUGGCCUCUUCAUGGUGGUGAUCAUGGUGCUGAGCGUAGCGGUGUCUGUGCGCCGGAAGAACAUUAAGAAGAAGAGAGCCCUCCGUCGCUUCCUGGAGACAGAGCUGGUGGAACCUUUAACACCCAGUGGAACAGCACCCAACCAAGCCCAGCUCCGCAUCCUGAAAGAGACAGAACUCAAAAGGGUCAAGAUCCUCGGCUCCGGGGCCUUCGGAACUGUUUACAAGGGUAUCUGGGUUCCAGAGGGUGAAACAGUGAAGAUUCCUGUAGCCAUUAAAAUCCUAAAUGAGGCCACAGGACCCAAAGCUAACGUGGAGUUUAUGGACGAGGCCCUCAUCAUGGCUAGCAUGGAGCACCCCCACCUGGUCCGCCUGCUGGGCGUCUGCCUGAGUCCCACCAUCCAGCUGGUCACACAACUGAUGCCUCAUGGGUGCCUGCUCGACUAUGUCCAUGAGCACAAGGACAACAUCGGAUCCCAGCUGUUGCUCAAUUGGUGUGUCCAAAUUGCUAAGGGGAUGAUGUAUCUGGAGGAGCGUAGGCUGGUGCACAGGGAUCUGGCAGCCAGAAAUGUCCUGGUCAAGUCUCCCAACCACAUCAAGAUCACUGACUUUGGUCUCGCUCGUCUGCUGGAUGUUAAUGAGAAGGAAUAUAAUGCUGAUGGAGGAAAGAUGCCCAUCAAGUGGAUGGCCCUGGAGUGUAUCCAUUACAGGAAGUUUACUCAUCAGAGUGACGUUUGGAGCUAUGGGGUAACCAUCUGGGAGGUGAUGACCUUUGGAGGGAAGCCGUACGAUGGCAUUUCCACCAGAGAUAUCCCAGACCUGCUUGAGAAAGGAGAGCGUCUUCCUCAGCCGCCCAUCUGCACCAUUGACGUCUACAUGGUCAUGGUCAAAUGCUGGAUGAUAGAUGCAGACAGUCGGCCCAAGUUCAAAGAGCUCGCAGCAGAGUUCACUCGGAUGGCGCGUGAUCCCCAGAGAUACCUUGUCAUCCAGGGUGACGACCGCAUGAAGCUGCCCAGCCCCAACGACAGCAAGUUCUUCCAGAGCCUCCUGGAUGAGGAGGAGCUGGAGGACCUGAUGGAUGCUGAAGAGUACCUGGUGCCCCACUCCUUCAACAUUCCACCACUGGCAUAUACUCCUCGCACGCACAUGGACUCCAACAAGAACCAGUAUGGCUACCAGGACCCCAGUUUUAGCAUGGAGGACAUGCUGGCCACUCUUCCCAGAGUGGUGUCUGUUCCACCUGUGUCUGGAGGCUGCCUCCCACCACAGGACCUGUCCUCAGGGAGCCAGAUUGCUGGUGGAUUUGGCCGUGGCAACCAGGAUGACCCUCGGUGCAAUGGAACCCUGAGGAAGCAGGCCUCCCCAAGGUCAAGUACCCUCGGGCCUGGCUUGGCUCUCGCUGCAGGACAAGGUGGAGGGGAGGACAAUAGUGGACAGCGUUACAGUGCUGACCCCACUGGUCUCUUAGCGGAACGAGGCGCAAAAGGAGACAAGGACCAGGAUGGCUACAUGACUGCCAUGAGAGACAAGAACAGCUCAGACUAUCUCAAUCCAGUAGAGGAAAACCCAUUCGCCGCACGUCGUAGGAAUGGUGACGCCCACGCAGUGAUUGAUGGAGCAAGUUGCCACACCCUGCACAUGGCUGGAGCUGCUGCUGCGCCCAAGGGCCAGUCCACCCACGGGGACGAUGAGUAUAUCAACGAGCCACUGUACCUGAAUACCUUCCUCAACCCUGGGGAUAAGAACGGAUUGGCCGGCGCAGUCUCCAUCUCUGGCAUCUCUGGCCCGGGGUCUUCUGCUGCCCAAUCAGUAUCGCAGACAGUCAACCCAUCAACAUCGAGCCACACGGUCUCAUCCUCUGGAUAUGUGGUACCCCCUGGCCACCUCCCCCACCCAUCUUAUCCAUCACACACCCUGCAUCCAGGGCAUUCAGGACACGCUCUGCACUCAGGCAUCACCAGCAGCACCAUCAUGUUUGAUAAGAAAGGCAAGAAGGCCACUUUUGACAAUCCUGAAUACUGGCAGCACAGUCUACCCCCGAAGUCCUCACUGCACAACCCUGAGUACCUGCAGGACUGCAGCACACGCUUCUUCUACCGGCAGAAUGGACGCAUUCGCCCUGCUGUCGCUGAAAACCAGGAGUACUUGUCCGAGGCUGCUAUGAAAGCUGGCAAUGUGUUGCCACCCCCUCCAUACAGACAGAGGAACACUGUAGUGUAGUGACCCACCUGUAGCACAAUGGAGGGAUGAAUAGAGGGAUAGGGGUGGAGAUAGAUGGACGUUGAACUGUCCUCUUGUUUCCAUGCAGUACUUCUCAACCUGGGUUCUCCUUGCACCCUUCCUGAACACGUCUCUCUGUUAUGUCUGAUUGCAAGUCUUUUAGUCUAAGGUUCUGUCUUUUCUCGACAGGACUACAAUAACAGUCACUGACAGCCUCACUUGACAUUCAAACCAUCUUUUUUGCUCCACCCUUGGCCAUGAAAGGAAGUAGACACAUCUCUUCAAGGUUGGUUCUAUUCUGGAGCACACUGUCCUGCCAUCUUAAGUAUCACAGAGGCACAAAAACAACACAUUGAAAGAAACGAGAUGUUAAAUCAGAGAAAAAGGAGAAAUAAACUGAGGUUAGUCCAAAGAGAGGAUUAUCGCCAUGACCUUACAUGUUUUUCUUUACACACGCAUUAAUUACCAUGUCUUUUUAGCACAUUUUCCACUCAGAUAGAUGCACACAUCGCAGUAUGCACACAGUGCUAUUGCUGUUGUGCGAUCUAUCAAAUGACACAUGCACAUGGAGUUGUGUCGUGACUCACCAGCAAACCUGCAGUCAUGCCGAAGAGCCCAGAUGUGGCUUGCAUGCCUGUCCACACGCUUCUUUGACUUUUACAUGUUGGUGCACCAGUAAUGGAAUUCAAACAUUUAUCACACGCAGCUCAUAUCAUACCUAAAACAUGUUAACAUGCCUGCAGCCGUGACACACCAAUAAUAUCUAUACAUUAAUUCACAAGUAAAUUCAUGCACACUGACAGAUAAGCUUGCCACCACUUGAAAUAUAUUCUGGAGGAGAAGCUCAAUUGACCUUGUGCUGGAAGACAGAGUGUUCCGAUAAUGGCAGUCAGUGUUGCAGCGCAGACAAAGGGUCACCGGGAAAGUAAAUGUCACCGCAGUUUUAUGGAAAGCUGUGAUAUCACCCAGCACCUGGUGGAAAGCAUUCGACAGAUUAUCGGCAUGGCUAGGGUGGGAUUUAAAAGGUUGAUCGCUCAGAAGACGACCCUUAACUCCCCACGUCCCUCUUGUUCCACCUUCAUCCACAACAAUCCGGUCCGGAGAGCCAGGAAAUCAUUCAUUCCAAUAUUACCUUCAUAGGAUCAUGGUAAGCAGCGACGUGACUGACAUAACAAUGGUAACUGCAGUUCAAGGAGUAAUGUUUCAAUGGAACUGGUGCUUGAGAAUGGACAGAUGUUUUAGCAGGUAAAGACACGUGAUGAUGGCGCAUAUAAAUUGAACAUGAGGGGAAAAUAUACGAUUUGAAUCUGGAUCAGAGCAUAAUUUUUGUUUUUUGUUGAGGUUUUUUUUUUUUUGUCUUUUUAAGCAUCAGGGAUUUAUUUACUUUGUCACUUUGUCUUACACCUACGUAAACAGCACAGACACCGAGCCACGAAAGAGCACUGUGGUUUUGGCAAAGAGGCUAACCCUGCAGAGCUGUAAAUAAGCCAAUUACGUGUCAUUACCAGACAGAUACAAUCCCGGAAAAGGGCUCUGUGGACCGAGCUGUGUCUGGAAGUGCAUCAAAAGAUGGGGAUAAAAGUUUUAUUUGUUGUUGUUUUUUUCUUUUGCAGCUCUCUGUGUUCAUACUAUUGUAUGUCAUUAAAACAGAAAAUUUAGUUUGACCAGGUAGUCAUGACUACAGGGCCUCGCUGUCUCUUAAGGUGGAACAGUAGGAGAGACUGUCAGAACUGUCUAAGGAGGCCUCCUCCACAUUUUUACCAUGGAACACUAUGAGAAAACAGGACACUUUCUUUUCUAUCGGUAUUUGACAUUAUUGGUGAGACAUUAUAGGUUAUCACUGAAUCCACUGAUGGCUAGCUUUCUGUACUCAUACAAUACUGCCAGAUGCCACAGUAAACUCUGAUGGAGACCACGAGCAUCUGUCGUCAAAUGACUUUGAAGCCUAAUUUAGGCUGGGGUUGAUAAUUUAAUAGCACUUAAUGCUCUGACACAGCCAAAUGACUUUGCUGUUAUACUCGCUCUAAGCGGCAAUUAUUCUUUUUUUAUCAUAUUGCAACUAUAAUUUACAGUGAGAUACUGAGGACUCAUGUUAUCUGUUUCAUCAUGCAUUUUACUAACAAGGAAGCAUCCCCACUCUAAUAUGAUAGUAAUAGGUGGGGUUGGGCAAUAUACAACGGUGUACAACGUCAGGGGAUAAAAAUUUGUUUCCAUAAUCAUUUAUAUCAUUACCUCUUACUUUACAAUUUAAUAACAUGACUUUUGCAUCAACGUGAUGAAACACUUUGAUACUUGACAGGUAUUUAAUUGACUGGAUUAAAGGGGUACUCCAGCUAAUUAGCAUUGCACCUACAUGCAGUUGGACUCACAAGAGACAAAUAAGAAAAAGGAAUGGUCACAACUGAACGUGCAAAGGCCAAGAUAUCCUGACUCUGACAGGCAAAUUCACAAAAGGACUGCGUGGCUUUUGCGGCUGUUAAAUCUGCACAAAUAAGACAAAAAACAGUGUAGUUCUCAGAGCACCCACAAAGGGUGAAAUGCACCCCUAACUGCACUGCCAAGCAAAUUGCAUCUUGCUGCUCCUGUGCUAUUUCCAUGUGAAUAAAUUAGUCAGUAUGCAUAUGUUUGGCACAAAUUGGCAUCUUUCUAUGCAAAUGAGCCUCACUGCAAAAACAGUCCAGUUUACAAAGAUCAAUGCUAAUAGCCACACAUCGUUACAGUGAAAUAAUUAGCAUGUUGAGAGAUGCUGGGAUAACUGACGCGCGCCGACAGAUUGGGGCAUUAAAUCCCAAAUAAGGUUUCUCUCUGUCACGUUUAAAUUUCAUGUCUGAAGUUUUGAGGAAUGCAUCUGCAUUUCAUCAGUCAGGACCUAUAGCUGGUGAUUUUCUUUUACUCUUUGCUCUACCUGCUGUCCUCUUGGCGCAAAGGCAACAUUUAUACUUUGACACAUGGAUGAUUGCAAUCAAUUGCAAAAGGGCAAAUUUCACCCAGCUGCAAAUUUUUAUAGGCAUGUUUGCACUGUAAUAUCAUUAGCACAAUAUCUUCUGUGAAUUAGUUUGGGGUCUUCAGGGUUUUUUAGACCAAUGACCCCUUAGCGAAAAUAGUAGGGACCCCCUUUAACAUAUAAAUUGAGUCGCAUUUGAGAUAAUUCUCUGAAUAUUUUCGGGUCCUCUUGUUUGCGUUAUCCUGUAGCUGCUAAUUCAGCAGCAGCUGUAGCAUGGCUAGGUGCAUUAGUCUCACCCUCUGCGCUUUUGCCGGUGGUUUCUGAAGUAAAGUUACAAUACGAUCCAAUGUGGCUCACAAGACUGUCCGUACACUUGGACUCAGGGUUUAGUAUUGACUAAACUCAAGGUCCUACAAUUCCCAUAAUGCAGCUAAAUCAAACACAGUGCAUCACAGUUCAUAUGACUCUUUCUACCUCCUAAACCCCAUACCACUCGUUUGUAACGCAGGCUUUCUGUUAAAAAGUUUCAAGCCCAAGCAGACCCUGAUGGCAUCAUGGGUGACAUCACCGGGGUUAUUUUCUUAGACUUUGGACAGCUUCAGAGCUACGGUAAACAUCAAACAGCUGUUUAUAUUCACAGGCUGAGUAGUAAAAGUCACGAUGGGUCAACUGAACUUCAUGUAUAAAAUUAGUGGAGUGCCCCUUUAACCAAAAACACAUUUACAUCUACAAACAGUUUCUCGAUUGAAUUUGCAGUAAAUGUGCAGUAUCAUGAUAUAUAGUGAUACUUGUAAUAGUAAUGGUAAUCUAUACAUAACCUGAUUUGAUAUUUUAUCUAUAUUGCUCACCCUGAGCGAUAAUAUCAUGAAUUCGGAGACCGACUAAUGCCUGUGCAUGUCUCACCACUGACAUACCAAUACACAACCACUGUUACACAACCUUGUGCCUCUACAUUGAAAAUACCAGGCAGAGGGAAGGUUCAGACAAGCAGUGUUGAUGAUUUACUCUCCAAAACACAGAUGCCGCCCUGGCACAGUGUUUUCUCCCCCUCUCAGGUUUUAUGGGGAACAAUAAUCAUCCAGUUGAGCUCCAGCUGAGGCACAAGGUGCCACAUCGUAAAGGGACGUCAAACCUGUUGAAAUAAAAGUAUAAUGGAAGACAGAUUAGUGCCAUGAAAACACAGUAGACGCACUGCUGAAAAUGUGCAACUCAACAGAAAUGUGAAUUUUACAGGAUUUUUAAGUCGGCACUGUGUUUGCUAUCAUUGACAUUGCUCUGUUGCUAAUCUAAUUUAGCUGUGUUAGAUCUCUUGUCACAUUUUCUGAAAUCUUCAUUGUCCUGCUGAUUUCUGCAGAGUCUAAGCUUACAGUUAUGUACACUUUCUUUGUGUAAAAGUGUGGAAGUGUCCUCUCUAUGUUUUUAGAGUUCAAAGUCAGUUAUGUAAGUCUAUUUUUACCGUCACCCAUAAGGUAUUAGUUGUAGUGCUUGUGGACUACUGUAUGGCCGUGUGUUUAAGUGCAAUGACAGCAGUGGAGAGUCGCCCAAAGGCUUCGUAAUGGAUCUCUAUGGAAAAAUAAAGCCAAUCUUCUGGAGGAGAAAACCUGCUGGCACUCUCAGCCAGCGAGCAUCGCAAGGGGCUUUUAGCUUUUUGAAUGCUAAUUCAUCCACUUUCCCUUGUUGUUCUGUGGGGAAAUCAUGUUACCCAACAUCUCGCCCAGUGCACCAGCUGAGAAACCCUGAACGACAGGCAAUAGGUUGUAAUCCUGCAGCGGGGUUAAAACCAAGGUAUUAGCAUUCCAGAAAUGUUACCCGACCAAUGCAUCAAUGUUACAAAAGCUAGCAGGGGAGAAGGUGCAAGUGCACUGUAACUGGCAGAGGAGACCAGAGUAGAUUGCCAUUCUUUCUUUCUCCUCAGAGGUGACUGUAGAAUUGUAUGUAGCAAACACUGUUCUGCAGCCGGAGCAGCAAAAACCGAAAAGCAGCUAUGUGCGGAGUGAAUACAAACAAAGACUAAAACAAUCUGGAAGGGAACAGUGAUUGUGGUCAAAUGUUAACAUGAGUCAUAGUUUCAUGUGAAAAGUUAUUAUGUUCUGUGUCAAGGUGAGCCUCAUAGGUACAGUAGUUAUUUAAAGGAGCACAAUAACUCCCUCUCAAUACUGACUGCUCUACCAGUAAACCGGCCUUAUAGUAACAAUUAUAUUUAUUUUGUGCAUCUACUUGGGGUUUAAUGUGUUUUAAACACAUUAUCAUGAGUAUUGUAAAUUGUGUUUUUUACUCUUGAUUUUGUUCUUCAGGGUGUCAUUGUGGCAUUUUUUUUUAAAUAUAUGCAGUCUGGAGGUUUCAUCAUCUUAUGUCCAUCAUGUUCUCAACUCAACAUUGAAGCAAAUACUAGCUAUGUCCCAACUCAGGGGCUGUAUGUUUGCCCUUCAGAGGAAGUGAAGUCCAGGCUGAACCUGCAUAUUGUUGCCAAAAAGGAGUAGAUUAACAAAGACCAAAACUAAUGUUGUGUUCAGGUGCUCCUCAUCAACUUAUGUAGCUUUCCCAAGUUUCUCACCAAGCCGUUGCCCUUAGAGGUCAGAGGUACAGUGGCCAACAAGGGCAAACGCACUAUAAUGGGCCAAAACAUAAACAUACUGCAGCUGAAGAAACAAUGCCAAUUCAUAAACACAUACAAAAAUUCAAAACAAUACAACAACAGAAAUGUGAACGCAAAUUAAACAAACGUGAAGCAGGAAAGACAGUAACAGCAAACAUGCUGCAAAUACAGAAAGAAUGCAAAGUCAGAAGCACACAAAGCCCGAACACAGAUGCAACAGAAAAACACUUUCAGGCCUCUAGGUGGAGCUCUAAGUGGGACAGCUUGAUUUUGGACAACAAUGUGUUUGUUUUUCAAAGCAGGAAGAUAAGUAGAGUAAGGAGAAGACAUAACAAGAUUCAUAUUCGUUUUUACAUUUACGAAAGAGCUCUCCCUAGUGGCCUUGGAAAUUUCAGUUGCGUUGACUGGAUAUGCCAACACAUUCUCACUCUGACCUCGUCACAUAUAGACGUUUGAUCAUGGACCUUGCACGUCCAGAUACUAUAUGAAAGGUACCCUGGGUUCGCUGGUUGUUGAUUUUCUAGGACGCCGUGUCAAGUUCUGCCUUUUAAAUGCAGUAUCUUCUUAUAAAAUACACUUCCAUUUUCACUGGAAAUUUACAGUUUACAUACAGUCUUUUUCAAAAUAAACGCAAAUUGACUUUUUUUUUCCUCCAACAGCUAAUGCACAUGAUUGGGUUUUGGCAACAAAAGCACUUGGUUAGAUUUAGGGAAAAAACAAACAGGGUUUAGAUUUUGAAUCUUAUAGGACACGAACACCGCUCUCCCGGGUGAAAGUGAAGGUAUGUUGGAUCCAAACCACUCGCACCCACCCUACUCAGAGUUUCGCCGCCCUAACUUUUGUCCGUGCCCUGCUGUGUUUCUCUGACACUACCAAGCAGCAUUAAACUAUAACGGCAACCAGCUGCGUAUCAUGCCGACGUUAAAGGAUGGCUUUUUUUGUCAGUGUCUGACGCCCAAGCACCAGAUUUUGACAACCUUAGAGUGAGCAGGUUGGAUAUGCAGCAGUUUUUGUGUUUUUUACUCUGCAUGGUUUCUGUAUUUCUGUAAGUGUGUUUGCUACUGAUGUAUUUAUUUUGGCUUUUUGCAGCACAUUUCCAGUGUCAUAUUGUUUUGGGGGUUUUCUUUCCAUGUGUUUUUGAAUUUGCAUUGUUUCUGAAGCAUUCUCGGAACCCAUCGGCUGUAUUUGGCGUCUGACUUCCAGCAGAUGGCGAUACAGCCUCUGGGGGCAGACCCCCGAUUUUUUGGCAUUCCAGUUUGAUUUGGGCGGAGGCGGCGAAUUUCCGUUUCCGACUUCCGUUUAUAUAUAAGUAAAUAUGCUGAACCAUUGCGAUGGAUUCAGAAUUUACAGUGACGCCAGUUAUGUUCCGACUCGUUAGUUUACCACAUGGACCGUUUAACCUGGCAACAACUGCAGCCGGAUCAAACGUGAUUGGUCAAUAUCACGCGGACUACAAACAGCCUACAACCAGAAACCAGGGCUCUUCCACUUUUCUUCCAGAGGCAAGAUCUCCAGGGUUUGCCUACAGACUUUACAUUCACUGAAUGUAGAGUCUGUAUAUAGAGACUAUUUCUGAAGCUACAGCACAUUUCACAUAAUGAAAAUGUUUUGGGCCACUUAAGUGUGUUUGCCCUUGUCAGCCACCAUACCUUUGACAUCUAAAUACCAACGGUUAUCUGGGACAGGUUUCAAGAUACCAGACUUAACAGUAUGAUUUUGGUAUUUCACCUCAACACAAGAGUGGCAAGUUAGGCCAGGUUAAGGCCAAAUAUUCUUGUAUCUUCCACUUCUAACCUUGUGUGAUUAACAUCCAGGCUGUAAACAAGGACAAACAGAGGAGUUCAUACAUAGCUUCCAUUAUUAUAGAUAGCUUCCUUGCAAUGGCUUUUUUCAUUGGUUUAGUUGAUGUGAUAUGAUUAAUAUCUGGUAAAUAUGUAUUUUACAAGCUUUACAAGUUGGCGAGGAUUGCCUGAUCACUCACUUACUCACAGUUAAAAACUGGCUGGUGCACAAUUGUUUGUGGAAUAGUGAGGGCUGCAAAUGAUAACCCAUUCGUGUCCUCCAAAACACAGACAGGCUUCAUUUUUUAGUCACAUUUUGUGGGACCUUUGAAAUGGGACAGCCCUUGUUGGACCUUGUUCGGCCCAGAAAUGUGGACUAAGGAGGGUCCAGCCCCCCAACUGGGACACAGCAACUGUAUUUAUAGAGUUUGCUCUAUUUCACUUUUGUAUGCUUUGAUUAUUCAUAUCAUGAGGACAUUUUCUCACAGCAUUAGUAAUAUCAAUCCACCUGUGGUCUAAGUGGUCUUACUGUAUUGGACAAACACACAUUACAUUUCAGAGAACUUAACUUUUAAUUACUAAUGCAUCAUCUGAAAAAUUAAUAAACAUUUUUUAAAGGGAAACCAUAAAGCAGCUGACAAACACAUGUUCUACCAUUGUAAUAGAAUCAAUCUGUGUAUGGCUGUCAUACAAUGAUUUUACACUGAUUCAUAUUCGUAUAUUCUACCAUGCCAUGAAAAGUGAGGUAGAUGACAGUGGUUGAGUAAGCACAGUUUACAAUGUAUUGAACUGAGGGUAAAAAAAAUGGAAUUAAUAAUUGUCUUUUAACCAAAUGACAAAGACAUUCAGAUAAUGGGUCACUCGACAGUUUUACCAUUGUUAAAAAAUAAUUAAAAAAAGAAUAAAAAGAGGAUAGUAUUUUUAUAGGUAGGUAAAAGGUGGCCAGGUGCAUCUGUAAAUAGGACAAUGAUGCUUCUUUUUCCAGCUGAAGACAUUUUUGGUUUGUUUGAUUUUAUUUCUCCUUGCAUCAUUGCAUUUCUAGUGGUAUGCUGUACCUUUUUUUCUUUGGGGAAUAUCUUUUCUGUAUGUAUAUAAAUAUAUAUACAGUAUAUAUAUAUAUUCUGUAAAUGUAAUUUGAAGAGUGAACUCUGAUUUUAAAAACGCUUGCAGGGUCUCUUGUCACCCCCGCCCCAUCAUUUCCCCUGUGAUUGUGUGAUUGUGUUCUCAGCACAACUUGGUGGACUUUGUGUUUCGACCUCUGCUCUUGCUCACUUUGUAGGAGUGAUUUUUUUCUUUCCUUUGUUUUUUUACUGGGUGUAUUAUACCUCCACUACCCUCCAUCCUUCUCUCAGUAUUAUCCACCUCUUGAGAUUUUUUUUAAGAUUUUGUACACUCUUAAAAUGCUGUUGCAAUACUAAUGAAUAUUCAAUAUUUCAUCCCCUUUUCUCGCCGUCUUUUCCUAACCAAUGUUAUUAAUCCGCCAGUGUCACUUUACACCCUGUGUUUUAAGGACCUAUACUAUAUUUCCUUGAAUAGUUUGAUUUCCAUUUGCACUGAGCUCAGUCAUUGUUUACUUUAAAUGAUAAUUAGCUCUUCAUCCAUUUGGGGCAAUACUGAUUGAAUGGUGUAGCAAUAUCAUGUUACAGCCCCCAGAGUGAUUUAAUGGUGUUUGAGAGACAUGAUGGAGGACAGUUUGCAUGGGCUGGACUGAUCGUUUAAAUUACUGAUAUUUGCUUGUGAGGUUAACAUUUUUGGCUUCAUUAGGACUUGAAAUGUUCAUUCUUUUCCAGAAGUCACAGUUUAACAGGAAGUUAAUAUUUCCAUUUCACAGGAUCUAAACAGGACUUUCAGAGAGUUUGGCCCAUUUGUCACCGUAACUAAUAUCUGAUGUUCGGACUGGUACCAAAAUCAUCAACUAUUUUCUUUGUGGCUCAUGAUCAAGCAGUGCAUCACAAUCCUGAUGUCAAGUGUUGCUGAUGCUCGAAAUCUGAAGCUGAAUGUUUUGUUUAAUUUACAGUCUAAACCUACCAGGGAGAACAGGACUGUAAGACAAUGUCAUGGAUGCACAAUUUGACAGUUUGAAUAUACUGUCCUUUGUAAUUGAUACUUUAAUUAUAGAAGACUCAUUGACAAUGUGUCUUGUUUAUGUAGGAACUAAAGGUUUUGUGCCGUCUUCUGUAACGAUGUAGACUUUACUGAAGAACAAUACAGCAAUUAUGUUUUCAAAAGGGUGCAGUUAGAACCAGUUUCAACUCUGGAUUACUUACAUUUGUGUAGUGUAUGGGAAUUUGCACAGAUGAUUUUGGUGGCAAUCCUGUCAUUUACAACAUCCAGCAUUUACAUAUACAUUUGGUGAAGUGGUCUGUUUGGCAAGCUUCUCAAAAGUCCACGUGUUUGUUUAAAAGUACAUCAGACUUUGAAAGAAAGAAUAUUCUAUCCUAAAAACGAUCAUAAAUUUCAUCGCUUUGUAUCAACUCAUCUGAAUGAUUGAGAACUAAGUUUUAUAGACCAUCUCUUGUCACAUAUUACCAGUUUUAAACGUUUCUCUUCACUGGUUAAUUGACACAUUUCCCAAGCUAGGACAUUUAAAUACGUAUUCCCUCUGUUUUGUUACAUGAAUCUGUCAAAACUAUAUUUUUAAUUCAAUAUGAAUAAAGAUCAGUCAA
Messenger RNA from Epinephelus moara (kelp grouper), 14434 nucleotides. RefSeq names its product erb-b2 receptor tyrosine kinase 4b (gene erbb4b). Gene Ontology annotation, cellular component: basal plasma membrane; signaling receptor complex. The coding region runs from base 290 to 4447 and encodes 1385 amino acids. The record is from RefSeq and is a predicted model, not a curated record. Gene Ontology annotation, molecular function: epidermal growth factor receptor binding; ATP binding; transmembrane receptor protein tyrosine kinase activity. NCBI's taxonomy places the organism in Eukaryota, Metazoa, Chordata, Actinopteri, Perciformes, Serranidae. The transcript is spliced from 28 exons. Gene Ontology annotation, biological process: positive regulation of kinase activity; positive regulation of cell population proliferation; protein phosphorylation.